AAUAUAAGAAAUUUGUUUAAUUGAAAAUGAUAAUAAAAAUCUGAAGCAUCCUAAAGAAUGGGAGGAGAAAGUGGAGGCCAGAAGCCAAAAUCUCUGAGCAGCUACUCUUCGACCUCGUCAUCCUCAUCGUCGUCCUCAUGUUUCUCACACUUUUGGUCGUCGGCUCUAAGAGUCAAGACCAUCAACCCUUAUUCGGAUGUCUCCGUCCGUACAAAUUCCGGUGAUGGUCUCAUUCGCCGCCUUGACAUCUUUGACCUUGUUCUUCUCGGUGUCGGCGCCUCUAUUGGCGCCGGAAUUUUUGUUGUUACUGGCACCGUAGCUCGAGAUGCUGGCCCUGGAGUUACAAUUAGUUUUGCUCUAGCUGGAAUAUCCUGUGUGCUUAAUGCCCUCUGUUAUGCCGAGCUUUCUUCUCGUUUUCCUGCUGUUGUCGGUGGAGCAUACCUGUAUACAUAUUCAGCUUUCAAUGAGCUCACUGCCUUUCUUGUUUUCGCACAACUAAUGCUUGACUACCAUAUUGGGGCAGCUAGCAUAGCUCGCAGCUUGGCAAGCUAUGUUGUUACUAUUCUAGAACUCUUUCCAUUUUUCAAAGGUAACAUUCCAGAUUGGAUUGGCCAUGGGGGUAAAGAGUUCUUUGGAGUUUUGUCCAUCAAUAUAUUGGCUCCAAUUCUCCUUGUACUUCUUACUUUGAUUCUUUGUUGGGGUGUUGGUGAAUCCUCUGCUGUAAACUCAUUCAUGACUGCGUUAAAGAUCGUUAUAGUUCUUAUUGUCAUUAUCGUUGGUUCUUUUGAGGUUGAUACUACAAAUUGGUCUCCUUUUGCCCCAAAUGGUGUGAAAGAGAUACUAACCGGAGCUACUGUAGUGUUCUUUGCAUAUGUUGGAUUCGAUGCAGUUGCUAAUUCAGCUGAGGAAUCAAAGAGACCACAGCGUGAUCUACCAAUAGGCAUAAUGGGUAGCCUUCUGGUAUGUAUUGCUCUAUACAUAGGUGUCUGUUUAGUGAUUACUGGAAUGGUACCUUACAAGUUACUUGGGGAAGAUGCUCCACUGGCUGAUGCUUUUACGUCCAAGGGUUUAAAAUAUGUGUCUGUUUUGAUAAGCGUUGGUGCUGUAGCUGGACUGACAACAACCCUUCUAGUUGGUCUUUUUGUUCAGUCUCGGUUGUACCUUGGCCUUGGAAGGGACGGCUUAUUACCUUCAAUAUUUGCUAGAGUAAACUUGAAAAGCCACACUCCAGUUCAUUCUCAAGUCUGGGUUGGAGUUGUUGCUGGAGUCUUGGCAGGGCUCUUUAAUGUGCAUGUGCUAUCCCAUAUUCUUUCAGUUGGGUCUUUGACAGGCUACUCUGUUGUUGCCGCAUGUGUUGUAUCUCUUCGCUGGAGGGAUAAAGCAGAAGGCCGGUUAUCUUCCUCAACCUGGAGGGAAGGUGUCAUCUGCCUAUUCUUGGUUGCCCUAGGCGGGUUUGGUGCUGGGCUAUCCUAUCGCUUGAACGCUUCAUUUAUAUAUGCACUCUUAACUUUAGUUAUUGCCGUACUAGCUUGUAUAGCUCUUAUGCUCCGCCAAGCUUAUGCAGAUAUGCCAGGGUUCUCCUGUCCUGGGGUUCCUGUUGUCCCAGCCGUAUGCAUCUUCUUCAACAUGUUCCUAUUUGCUCAGUUACACUACGAAGCUUGGAUCAGAUUCAUCGUUCUCAGCAUUAUUACAAUCGUAGUUUAUGCAUUUUAUGGACAAUAUCACGCUAAUCCAAAUUCAGAAGGGACAGUAAUCUAUCACAGAGCUGCUAGUGAAGAACCUCGAUGAUGAUUUAUCAGGAAUGCCCCACACACCUGGGUAUAUUGUUGGCCUGUUGUACACUUGUGGUCGUAGCAUUAGGUAGUCUAGUUAACAUUCAUUUCUCUAUUUUAUGAGAUUGUGUAUUACUUCAUCCUUUUUUGUGAUGUUCAAUAACAAUAAUGUGUAUCAUGAAAAAUCCAACAUUAAGACUUGUGCAUGAUUCUUGCUUCACUAAUAAUAAAACCAUUACCAGAUCAGAA
Molecule: messenger RNA, 2021 nt
Organism: Humulus lupulus (European hop)
Lineage: Eukaryota; Viridiplantae; Streptophyta; Magnoliopsida; Rosales; Cannabaceae
Product: cationic amino acid transporter 9, chloroplastic
Exons: 8
Coding region: 58-1788 (576 amino acids)
Biological process (GO): amino acid transport; transmembrane transport
Cellular component (GO): membrane
Molecular function (GO): amino acid transmembrane transporter activity
Source: RefSeq, a predicted model, not a curated record